UUGAAGAGUUAAUUUAACGUUUUUAGAGGUCAAGAAAUCGUGUUUAUGGAUUAAAAGAUUAUGUUCAUUGCAUAACACGUUCUCUUUGUAAUUUUCAAAAGCUCUCAAUUUCUACUAUAAUUUUCGUGAAAAAUUCUUCGUUUGUAGCUUGAAAAUACUGAUAACGUAAAAGGAUGAUAAGGUAUAUGAAAAGGUUGUGGACUUUAGAAAAUAGAUUGUCCAAGUAUCAUGAGCUGCUUAGUUCAAAUUCUAAAUUUCUAGAACAAGCUGUUCUUUCUUCCAGCUGUCAAAAUAAAAAAAGCAUGGCUAUUCACGGCCCUGCAGACAGACUUAAAGGCAUGAAAGAAAGCGUUUGGGUUGAAUUUAUUCAGUUGGCUCUUGACUAUAAGCCAGUCAAUCUGGGUCAAGGUUUUCCUGAUUUUGCAGCUCCAGAACAUGUAGCAAAAGCCUUGAGUGAUGCCACAACUGGCCCUAACGUUCUUCUAAAUCAAUAUACUAGAGGAUUUGGUCAUCCUAGAUUGGUGAAUGCUCUGUCAAAAUUGUAUUCCCAAUUGGUUGGAAGAAGCAUAAAUCCCCAAAAGGAAAUUCUGGUCACUUCUGGUGCUUAUGAAGCAUUGUACUGCACAAUUUUAGGCCUUGUCAACCCUGGAGAUGAAGUAAUCAUAAUUGAACCUUUUUUUGACUGCUAUGAACCUAUGACAAAAAUGGCUGGAGGAGUUCCAGUGUACAUACCUUUACGACCUAUAAAGACUGAUGGACCUGUAUCAAGUAAGGAUUGGAUAUUAGAUCCAGCUGAACUUGCAUCUAAAUUUAAUCGUAAAACAAAACUGAUAAUAGUUAAUACACCACAUAAUCCAUUGGGCAAGAUUUUUACAAAGGAUGAAUUGCAAAUGAUUGCAGAUUUGUGCCAAAAACAUAAUGUAAUUGCAGUUAUGGAUGAAGUAUAUGAAUGGUUAGUUUUUAAAGGAAAUGAACACAUCAGAAUGGCUACUUUGCCAGGAAUGUGGGAGAGAACUAUUACUAUAGGAAGUGCUGGAAAGACUUUCAGUGUCACAGGUUGGAAAAUAGGUUGGGCGUAUGGUCCUCAGCAUUUAAUCCAUGCUCUACAACUUCUUCACCAGAAUUGUGUUUAUACUUGUCCAACUCCUUUACAAGAAGCUUGUGCUGUUGGAUUUGAAACUGAAAUUGCUCGCUUGGGUAAGCCAGACAGCUACUGGAAAGAAUUAGCUGAUAUGCUUGAGCGAAAACGAGAUAGAAUUGUUAAAUUUUUAUCUGAAGUCAAUAUGGCUCCAACUAUACCUGAAGGUGGCUAUUUUUUGAUUGCAGACUUUUCCCAAUUAGGUAAUAAGGUUAAUUUAGACCAGGAGGAAGGUACCAAAGAUUAUAAAUUUGUCAAAUGGUUAUCUAAAACAAAGAAGCUUCAGGGCAUACCUCCGAGUGCAUUCUAUUGUGACCAAGAUAAGCAUUUAGCUGAAAACCUUAUUCGAUUUUGCUUUAUUAAAGAAGAUUCAACUUUAGAACAAGCUGAAAAUAUUAUAAAUGACUUGAAGAAAUCACUUAAUGUUUAAAUUAUAUGGUUUAUGACGAAGAUAAUCUCUAUAUAUUGUAUCUAAUAAAGUUUAUUUUGAUAAAUUA
This is a messenger RNA of Uloborus diversus, 1635 nucleotides long. It is a transcript of the gene Kyat, whose product is annotated as kynurenine aminotransferase-like. Lineage: Eukaryota; Metazoa; Arthropoda; Arachnida; Araneae; Uloboridae. The record is from RefSeq and is a predicted model, not a curated record. Gene Ontology annotation, biological process: biosynthetic process. Gene Ontology annotation, molecular function: L-kynurenine:2-oxoglutarate transaminase activity; pyridoxal phosphate binding. Gene Ontology annotation, cellular component: cytoplasm; mitochondrion. The transcript has 14 exons. The coding region runs from base 174 to 1568 and encodes 464 amino acids.